Messenger RNA from Plectropomus leopardus (leopard coralgrouper), 1629 nucleotides. RefSeq names its product forkhead box B1a (gene foxb1a). NCBI's taxonomy places the organism in Eukaryota, Metazoa, Chordata, Actinopteri, Perciformes, Serranidae. Gene Ontology annotation, biological process: cell differentiation; regulation of transcription by RNA polymerase II; anatomical structure morphogenesis. Gene Ontology annotation, molecular function: RNA polymerase II cis-regulatory region sequence-specific DNA binding; DNA-binding transcription factor activity, RNA polymerase II-specific. The record is from RefSeq and is a predicted model, not a curated record.
CCGCCCGCCUGCACACCGCACAGGCGCCCGAUCUGGCCGUUUUUACGCGCAGCGCAAGUUGCCGGCGUUGAAACUUUCCUCAGUUUUCAUGAAGAGUGGCAAGCUUUCACCAAGGAAUUAAGGGAAACUACUUUUUUAAAAUUGUUUUUUGAAAAUAUCGAGGAUGCCUCGCCCUGGGAGAAACACGUACAGCGACCAGAAGCCCCCUUACUCCUACAUCUCCCUCACUGCCAUGGCGAUCCAGAGCUGCCCGGAGAAGAUGCUGCCUCUGAGUGAAAUUUACAAGUUCAUCAUGGAUAGAUUCCCUUAUUAUAGAGAAAACACCCAGCGGUGGCAGAACUCCCUGCGACACAACCUGUCCUUCAACGACUGCUUCAUCAAAAUCCCCCGGCGCCCGGAUCAGCCAGGUAAGGGCAGCUUCUGGGCUCUGCACCCGAGCUGCGGGGACAUGUUCGAGAAUGGAAGUUUCUUGAGGCGCCGCAAAAGGUUCAAAGUGUUGACUUCAUCAGACCACUUGGCCCCGAGUAAGCAGUCGGAUGCUGCCCAUUACCUCCAGCAGCAAGCCAAACUGAGACUGAGCGCCCUGGCAGCCACUGGCACGCACCUUCCACAAAUGUCCACCUACAACCUCGGAGUGUCCCAGUCCUCAACUUUUAAGCAUCCGUUCGCAAUCGAGAACAUCAUCGCCAGAGAGUACAAGGUGCCAGGGAGUCUGGCGUUCUCCACCAUGCAGUCCAUGUCCGCCGGGUACCCGCUGCACAACCAGCUGACGACGGCGUGGCCCCACAUGUACAACAGCAGCGUGAUUGACACGGCGGCCCCAAUCUCCAUGGCGAGCAGCGACUACAGUGCCUACGGCGUGCCCCUCAAGUCCCUGUGUCAUGGGGGACAGUCCUUACCGGCGAUCCCCGUGCCAAUCAAGCCCACCCCGACCUCAAUGGCCGGGUUCUCCGCGUUACCUCCACACAUCCCCGCGUUUCUAUCAAACUCUCCGCAGUCUCUGAGCCCGACGUCCCCGCAAACAGCGACCAGCCAAAGCAGCCCCGCGACCCCGAGCGAGACUCUGACGAGCCCGUCCACACUGCAGUCUGUGGCUGUGCACUGACCACAUCAGCUGUCCCCCCAACACUGAACGAACUGCUGGCCGGCUCCCGGGCCUUCUUUACCAAUCCCAAAGUUUCUAUUUUCUGUCGUCGGAAACUAUCAAGGCGAGUUGCAGUUGCAUAUCGAAUUAUUUGUGUAUAUGUGUUGAAUGUGUCGCUUUAAAUUGUGUCCUAUAGGAGUCCAGCACAGAAUCGCACAGCGAAGUAUUGCUCUUGAAAAAAUAUAAAUUAUUUGAUAGUUCUAUUUUUCAGUUUGUUGUGAAAUAUAAAGCCACUGAUGGGGAUCCAGGGGACGGUUUGUUUUUUGGCACCAUCAGCUCUGAUUUGCUUGCAAAUUCCCGUGGCAGUUUUUUUCCUCUCCAGUUUUAUCAAAUAGCAAAACUUUUGCACCGUUUCUGUGUGACCACUGUAAUGUCAAUGAAAUUGCGAGGCAAUGGCUCUGUGUUUUUGUUUUUUUCUUUUUAAUACCGGAAUGAUGGGUAAGGGUAUACCAAAUAGGAAUAGGAUUUAGAUUUGUUCUUACCAU